AAAAUAUUUUGUAAACAAAAAACAAAAACAUUCUGGUUAGCUUACAUCUGAUAUGACGGAUUAAAUUAAAUGUUUCAUUCAAAGAUGAGAACGUAGCGUUGGUUUAAAAAGGACCCAGUGCGCAUGCGCAGUGAAGACAACAACAGCCCACUACAGCAAAACAAUGGCGACUGCCGUGGAGAAUAUCGUUAAAGUACUUGGAGAACAGUACUAUAAAGAUGCUUUGGAACAGUGUCAUAGUUAUAACGCCCGGCUGUGUGCUGAGAGGAGCAUCCUAAUGCCCUUCCUGGACUCCCAGACUGGAGUCGCUCAAAGCAACUGCUACAUUUGGAUGGAGAAGAGACACAGGAGUGCAGGUACAGCACCAGGACAGCUGUACACAUAUCCCGCCCGGCGCUGGAGGAAGAAAAGAAGAGCUCACCCACCAGAAGACCCUGCGCUGGUUUUUCCUCCACUCAAAGCUGAAAGGAAUCUUUCCAAAGCUGAGCUGGAGCUGGGACUGAAAAAAGAUGUGUUGGGCCCGUUGGAUGGCAGCAGUCUGGAAGCCUUGCUGAAGGGAGAGCCGCUGGACAAAAGAGUGACCACAGAGCUCAGACCACCUGAGGAAGAAACCAGUCUGGCUGAGAUCACUGGAACCAGCACAGCCAGCAGCCACAGUGGCUCCACACGCAUCAGGAAGAGAAUCCUUGAGCCCGAAGACUACUUGGAUGAUCUGGACGAUGAAGAUUUUGAGGAGGAAACUCCAAAAAGACGAGGAAAAGGAAAGUCUAAGGGUCGAGGAGUUGGGAAUGGAAAAAAGAAAUUGGAAGCUGCUGCAGCUGCCCAGGAAGAUCGAGACAAACCGUAUGCUUGUGACAUAUGUGGGAAACGCUAUAAGAACAGACCAGGCUUGAGUUACCACUACACUCACUCUCACCUGGCUGAUGAGGAGGGCGAAGACAAAGAAGAACCUGAGAUUCACACACCUGCGCCACCAGAGGAACCCAAGACCCCUAAAAAAGGACCAAACGGCCUGGCAUUACCCAAUGACUAUUGCGACUUCUGCCUGGGUGACUCCAACAUGAACCAGAAAACAGGCCAGUCUGAAGAGCUGGUGUCCUGCUCUGACUGUGGACGUUCAGGACAUCCUUCGUGCCUGCAGUUCACUGCCGUGAUGAUGGCAGCUGUGAAGACGUACCGCUGGCAGUGCAUUGAGUGCAAGUGCUGCAAUGUUUGUGGCACAUCUGAGAAUGACGACCAGCUUCUGUUCUGUGAUGACUGUGACAGAGGAUAUCACAUGUACUGCCUCAGCCCUCCCAUGUCAGACCCUCCAGAAGGAAGCUGGAGUUGCCAUCUGUGUCUGGCUCUUCUGAAGGACAAGGCCUCCAUUUAUCAGAGCCAGAACGCCGCAAUGGAGUGACGGAGGAACCGUGACAACAGUCUACCUUGAAGAACGCGCAACCCUGACGUCCACGCAGAAACACAUUUAAACUGUUGUGGGACUUUUCUGAAUUAUGGAGAAGCGGGAAGAGAAAUCAUUGCCCCUAACAUCACCAUUGUUUUUGAUUUUUAUUUUGCUAUGACUGUUACACAUCAUGAGCAGUGUUUGAAAUUAAAGAGUGCACCGAGGACGCGUUUGAAAUGGAUUAUAUACACUUCAUGCAUUAUGUGCAGUAUUUCCACAUUCCUUCAUGUUAGGGCCAAUGGUUCAGAUGAUUAAACACCUGUUUAUGCAUUGCCAAAUAUAUUUUAUUUUUUCUUUAAUGCUCACUCAAGAUACAUUUGUUUACAUAGAGAAAACAUAUGGCUUAAUCCAUUAAGGAUGUUAUGUAUUUAAAUAUUCAUUUGUAUAAGAAAUGUAUCUGUUUAUCUUUGUUGUGUAUAUAAUUAUUUCUUGUAAGUUGUUCUUUCAGGAAGUAAUUGUGCCAAGGUCCAGAUUCAAAAACCAGAAGAUGGUGCUGCAUUUUAAUUUCAUUAUCAUAUCAUCAUGUUUUUCUGGAUUCACUCAUUAAUCCAUUUUAAUCCCACAAAAACACUCUCAUAAGGCGGGUUAUCUUUCAUAGUAGAAUUUUGUAUGUGAUAUAACCAAUAUCUAUUAUCGUUGACUAACCAUAUUGAAUUAUCGUGAGUACUGUAUCGUUUUUGUAUUUGUUUUUUGGUAAAUCAUGUCAGUUUGUAUUUGGUAUUGAAUGUAAAUGCUGUAUUUUUCUCUUUUUUAAUUUACAUUUUUCAUAUUGGCCUUUCCAUAAUAAACAUACAUGUAACAGAGGAAUAA
Molecule: messenger RNA, 2254 nt
Organism: Ctenopharyngodon idella (grass carp)
Lineage: Eukaryota; Metazoa; Chordata; Actinopteri; Cypriniformes; Xenocyprididae
Gene: dpf2l
Product: D4, zinc and double PHD fingers family 2, like
Exons: 11
Coding region: 164-1399 (411 amino acids)
Biological process (GO): nervous system development
Cellular component (GO): nBAF complex
Source: RefSeq, a predicted model, not a curated record